AAUUCUUGCUCAAAAAAUGCGCUUUUGACUUUUUUGUAUCAGUUCUUUUUGAACCACAAAACGUAGCGGUAGCUUUGCAGACGAUAUGCGGCACAGUGUAACGAGCGUGUGAAAAAACUAUUGAUUACAAGAGUUUUAAAUCAUUUGCAAGCAGUUGUGUGAAUUGGAAUUUGAGUAAAAAAUUAAAAAAAUGAUACAAAAAAUUUAAAAAUGAAUUAAAUAUUAAUAUGUGCCAUUAGUGUUUGAGUGCAAGCAAAUUACAUUUCAAUACAACUUUAUGUGGUUUCAAAAACACUAUACAGCAAUAUAUAGAAAAAAAAACAAGUGUUUACAAAUUAUAUAAAUCUAUAGUGUGUGCAUAAACGCUGCACAUUGUUGACCAAUGUUUGACAAGAAUAUGGAUACAACACUUUCAUCAUCGUUACACGUUGGUGAUAUAGAUUCCACAAGUUCCGGCGGCACAUCCUCAGACAAUUCGACAGUUAUGCAGGAUAAUAUGCAUUCACCAGUGCAAUAUGGUAGUCUUUAUAUACCAAAUUCAAAUUAUCGCGGCAAUAUCUCCUGCAAAACUGUGUUACACUUCGAUAAGUUCCCCGCCUAUGCGAGUGACAAAGACAUCGAACGAAGAUUCUGCGAUAUAAGUAUUGAUUAUGACAAGUCACCACCGCCCACCGCUGCGGGCUCACCGCUUUAUCCCGCGCUGAAUGGUAUUAUAUAUGAAAACGGUAUUGGUGAUCAUAAUGGUAAUACAAAAACAACACUCAACAGUGAAGCAAUCAACAGCAUUAAUCGCCCAGGUGCAGUGGGUUUGAAUGGCGGCAGUCAACUGAUUUCCGGUAUAACAACACAUGGUUUAACGGGUGGAUUUCAAUUGGAUCGCAAAUUUUUGCAAUUCACCACAGAUCAGAUACAAUGCAUGUGUGAAGCACUGCAGCAGAAGGGCGAUAUCGAGAAGUUAACCACCUUUCUGUGCAGCCUACCCGCCAGUGAACUUUUCAAGACGAACGAGAGCGUGUUGCGUGCCCGCGCACUUGUCGCCUAUCAUCGUGGACAAUUUCAUGAACUCUACAAUCUCUUGGAAACGCAUUGCUUCUCAGUGAAAUUUCAUGUGGACUUGCAGAAUCUAUGGUUUCAAGCGCAUUACAAGGAAGCAGAGAAAGUGCGCGGACGUCCAUUAGGCGCGGUCGAUAAAUAUCGUCUGCGCAAAAAGUAUCCAUUGCCGAAAACCAUUUGGGAUGGCGAGGAAACCGUUUACUGUUUCAAAGAGAAAAGCCGAAAUGCUUUAAAAGAUUGCUAUAUGACAAAUCGUUAUCCAACGCCGGAUGAGAAGAAAACGUUAUCGGAGAAAACCGGUCUAACACUGACACAAGUGUCUAAUUGGUUCAAAAAUCGAAGACAGCGUGAUCGAACACCGCAACAAAGACCUGAUAUCAUGUCUGUCCUGCCUGUUCAACAAUUGGAUGCGAAUGGUUUCCCUCGUAUGUUCAAUGCGCCCAGUUACUAUCCGGAAUCCAUAUUUAACACUCAAUAGCAUAAGAUCUUACAAUUUUAAGUAACUUCAUUGUUUUCAUAAGAAAACGCACAUUUGAAAAUUAUUAAUGGAAAGUAAACAUUGUAUAUAUAGUAGUAAAGUCCAUUGAAAAUGGCGAACUAGCAUAAAUUGUUUAUAGAUGUAAGUUAGUGUUAAAGAAAAUUAAAUAUGUAUGCUUGUUUGUGGAGAAUUUAAAAACGUGGCAAUACAUUUAAAAACAUAAAGGAGAGAAAGUAAAA
Bactrocera neohumeralis is the source of this 1770-nucleotide messenger RNA. RefSeq names its product homeobox protein SIX6 (gene Six4). Gene Ontology annotation, cellular component: transcription regulator complex; nucleus. Gene Ontology annotation, biological process: regulation of transcription by RNA polymerase II. Lineage: Eukaryota; Metazoa; Arthropoda; Insecta; Diptera; Tephritidae. The record is from RefSeq and is a predicted model, not a curated record. The coding region runs from base 383 to 1531 and encodes 382 amino acids. The transcript is spliced from 4 exons. Gene Ontology annotation, molecular function: DNA-binding transcription factor activity, RNA polymerase II-specific; RNA polymerase II cis-regulatory region sequence-specific DNA binding.